This is a messenger RNA of Octodon degus (degu), 2409 nucleotides long. RefSeq names its product DDB1 and CUL4 associated factor 10 (gene Dcaf10). Bases 45 to 1733 code for a protein of 562 amino acids. Gene Ontology annotation, cellular component: Cul4-RING E3 ubiquitin ligase complex. The transcript has 7 exons. Gene Ontology annotation, molecular function: protein binding. The record is from RefSeq and is a predicted model, not a curated record. Lineage: Eukaryota; Metazoa; Chordata; Mammalia; Rodentia; Octodontidae.
GCCGGCAGGACAGCGGCCCAGAGCUGGGCGUGGGGGCGUUGGCCAUGUUUCCCUUCAGUCCCUGUAGUCCUUGCGGGGAUGAAGCAGCCGGAGCUGAGGAGCCGGCGCCCCUCGGGGGUCAGGCCGCAGCUGCCGCCGCACCGCCCUCUCCUGUUACCCCGCCCGCACCUCCACAGCCCGGGGCUGACGCCGCCCUUCGUCCGCCCGCCACCGGGAGCCCUCGCCAACCCGGCUCCCCCGCGCUGUCCUCCGCAGCGCGCGCUGGAGAGCCUGAGUCCCUGGGAAAGCCGGAGCUGUGGGCUGCCACUGCCCAGAGAGAGUCGUCCCCGCCGCGCCAGCCGCCCGGGCCAGACUGCAGGGCUGGGAGCCGGGGCAGGCACGGCCUCAGCGCGGGCCUGGGCAGCCCCGGCGCUAGACUAUUCGGGUGGCUGAGAGAACGCAGCCUGGGCCGCGGGCUGUUCGUGGACCCGGCGCGGGACCAUUUCCGCACCAUGACUAACCUGUAUGGUUCUAUCCACCCCGCCGACUCAGUGUACCUCAGCACACGCACCCACGGUGCGGUCUUCAACCUGGAGUAUUCGCCCGACGGGUCAGUACUGACGGUUGCUUGUGAACAGACUGAAGUUCUGCUUUUUGAUCCUAUAUCUUCAAAGCACAUAAAAACACUUUCUGAAGCUCAUGAAGACUGUGUGAAUAAUAUCAGAUUUCUUGAUAACCGGCUGUUCGCUACCUGCUCUGAUGACACUACAAUAGCACUAUGGGAUCUGAGAAAAUUGAACACCAAAGUAUGCACUUUACAUGGUCACACUAGCUGGGUGAAGAACAUCGAAUAUGAUACUAAUACAAGACUAUUAGUAACAUCAGGAUUUGAUGGAAAUGUCAUUAUUUGGGACACUAACAGGUGUACAGAAGAUGGGUGUCCCCACAAGAAAUUCUUUCACACACGUUUUCUCAUGAGAAUGAGAUUAACACCAGACUGUUCCAAAAUGUUGAUCUCAACGUCCUCUGGAUAUCUCCUGAUUUUGCAUGAUCUUGACUUAACCAAAUCUUUAGAAGUAGGCAGCUAUCCCAUUUUGAGAGCAAGAAGAACUACAUCAAGUUCAGAUUUGACCAGUUCAUCAAGUUCGUCAGGUCCUAGAAUUUCUGGUUCACCAUGUCAUCACAGUGAUUCUAAUUCAUCUUCAGAGAAACAUGUGUCAAGAGCCUCUCAAAGAGAAGGAGUUUCGCCACGAAAUAGUCUUGAAGUCUUAACCCCUGAAGUUCCUGGUGAACGAGAUCGUGGAAACUGUAUUACAUCCUUACAACUGCACCCCAAAGGCUGGGCCACGCUUCUUCGGUGCUCAAGCAACACUGAUGAUCAGGAGUGGACUUGUGUCUAUGAAUUUCAAGAAGGAGCUCCUGUGCGACUUGUCUCACCUCGCUGUUCCCUGCGACUGACUCAUUACAUUGAAGAAGCCAAUGUAGGCAGGGGUUACAUCAAAGAACUUUGCUUCAGUCCUGAUGGGCGAAUGAUUUCUUCCCCGCAUGGCUAUGGAAUUCGACUGUUGGGAUUUGACAAACAAUGCAGUGAACUUGUGGACUGUUUACCCAAAGAAGCCAGUCCCCUCCGAGUGAUCCGCUCUCUAUAUUCUCAUAAUGAUGUGGUACUGACAACAAAAUUCUCUCCAACGCAUUGUCAGAUUGCCUCAGGGUGCCUUAGUGGACGAGUCUCUUUGUAUCAGCCAAAGUUUUAGGCACAACUUACAUCAAAUGAGGAACUUUCAUGGCAUUGAACUUGAUAAAUUACUUCAAUUUAGGUGAAGUAUUUUCUUAGAAGAUCUGAUAAAAUUGAGUCAAGAUCCUAGUUUGUAUGGGUCCAUGAAUGUCCCAGUGACCUGAGUACUUGGUUCACCAGUGUCAUGCAGGCAUCUUGAGAUGAGACUCCACGCAGCCCCAUCAUUUUCAGCAUUCCUCUGCUCCUGCUGCUCUGUGCCACUGAACUCCCGUUACUUUGCAUGGUAGCUCUUGUUAAGUUUCCUUGUUCUCUCCUUUUUUCUGUCCUUUACUCCCUUCUCUCCUUUCUCUUUUUUGGUUUUAGUAUGAAUUUGUGGACAUUUGGCAGGAGUUUGGGUUGGGGUAAAAGAAACCCUUGAUGCUAGCAUUGAAUAAAAUCCAGAAGCUGUAUGUUGACACACCAGUUGUUGAAAAAGAAAUUCAUCUUCAUUUAUUAGUAUGUUUGGCCUUUUAAAGAUACAUAUCUCUCAGAUAAUUGUAUUACUCUUCUGUUAGUCAUACAACUUAAUAUCUUCCCAUUUCUUGGUAAAGUCAAAAUUUUUUUCAUGUGGGAGAGAUUUUGUGAAAAUCUAGAAAAAUUAUUGCCAUUUCUUAUAAUUUAUGUGUAUCAGUCUAAAAAUGUCUAACAUGCUCUUA